This is a messenger RNA of Echinococcus granulosus, 810 nucleotides long. RefSeq lists its product as hypothetical. Bases 1 to 810 code for a protein of 269 amino acids. The record is from RefSeq and is a predicted model, not a curated record. The transcript has a single exon. NCBI's taxonomy places the organism in Eukaryota, Metazoa, Platyhelminthes, Cestoda, Cyclophyllidea, Taeniidae.
AUGGGAGGUCGAGAGUCGAAGUCGGACUCAGAAUGUGAUUGCUGCCCUGAAUGCGCGGCACAGCAUAGAUUUCAUCCAACGAGGGGACAAAGGUACAGGACCAGAAGACUUCUCCACAACGCCAGUUUGCAUCAGCAGGCUGGAUGUCACGGUCACUCUCUGUUUAACAACCCCGAAAACAUUCGUGUCAAUUUGGCAGAUGAGCUCAGUUUACCAAGCCCUGAGGCAAAUGAAUACGAUCUGCUGAAAGAAAAAGAAACCGAGAUUGAGGCAAAUCUUUCUUCUUCAAAUGCGACAGUUGACUUUCCAAGUUUAAAAUCAUCCUCACCGGUGGAGAUGCCUAAGCAGUGUUCUGAACUCUCGACUAAACAAUCGAAAAUUCGAGCUGAAAGACCGAAAUUCCAAAGAACUUCUAAACAAAUGAACAGAAGAAAUGUGUUCUUUCAGGGUGCCACCCCGUGUAGAGACGAGAAUCCCUAUAACUCUCAUACCCCAAGACAAACCCCGUGGCCCAAUUACCUGCGUCAAGGGGUACCUCAACAGCACACGAGUAACGAAGUCGGAGUAAUUUCUUCCACUUCUGUCACGGAUGCCUCUUCUCUGUGUUUUGAGGAUAGCUACAGGGACUUUUUGCCCCACGAAUGUGGGAGGUGCAUCACGGAGCAGGAUAUGAUAAGCUUGUUUGAGUUUGAGAAACUUGAGAGGGAAUGUGACGCUGCCUGCAUGAAGAGGGUGCCCCCGAUGCCAAAAGCUCGGAGAACCAAAAUGAUUCAGCGGGCUCUUGCGGAGACAACUGUCAGGACAGCGUAG